GGGGGCUGGUAGUUGUAGUGUAUCACUUGGCUAAUAUUCUACAUAUGUAGACACUGUACUCCUCCUACUCCUUCUACUUCUUCUUCUUCUUCUUCUUCUUCUUUGCUUUCAACCUUUAUCCUUCCAAGCAUCUUCUUUUCCUCUAACUAAACUAUUUUGGAGAGUUUUAAUACACUCCCUGCUUGUCUUGCUUUAGCUAAAGAACCAAUCUACUGUGGAAGUUGUGGGUUCUUCAUCAAGAGGAUGAGUGCUUCAAAGUUCAUUAAAUGUGUUACAGUUGGAGAUGGAGCCGUUGGCAAGACCUGUAUGCUUAUUUGUUACACCAGCAACAAGUUCCCAACUGAUUAUAUACCUACAGUGUUUGACAAUUUCAGUGCUAAUGUGUCUGUGGAUGGGAACAUUGUCAAUUUGGGACUUUGGGAUACUGCAGGUCAGGAGGAUUAUAGCAGACUGAGGCCACUGAGUUACAGAGGUGCAGACAUAUUUGUUUUGGCUUUCUCAUUAAUUAGUAGGGCAAGUUAUGAAAAUGUUCUUAAGAAGUGGAUGCCUGAACUUCGUCGGUUUGCACCAAAUGUUCCAAUAGUUCUUGUUGGUACCAAAUUAGAUCUUCGUGAAGACAGGGGAUAUCUAGCUGAUCAUAUGAGUUCUAAUGUUAUAACAUCUGCACAAGGAGAGGAGCUGAGGAAACAGAUUGGUGCAGCAGCAUAUAUUGAAUGUAGCUCCAAGACUCAACAGAAUGUCAAAGCUAUUUUUGAUACUGCAAUCAAGGUUGUCCUUCAACCUCCAAGGAGGAAAGAGAUGGCAAGGAAGAAAAGGCGCCGCAGUGCUGGUCAUGCAAUUGCGAGCAUCAUGUGCGGACGUUGUGUUGCUUAGGGCACAGUGACAGCAGAUGGAUUAGCCUAGUCACCUACUUUUGACUGCAUGGAACAGUUGUUUUGCAAAUGACUUUGGAUUUUCAUGGAGUGUUGAUUCCUGACAGCCGGUUACAUGUUUAAAUUUUUAUGCUUUUGUUGGUAUUGUAGCCUCAGUAACCAGGUCUGAACUAUGAGAACGUAGUUGUCACCUUACAGACUGAUUAGAAGCUCAGAGGGAAUUGUUCAUUCUCUCCUCUCCUGUACUUGUUCGUAAAGUAAAUUGAGUUCCAUUGUUGUAUUUGGUAGAGUACAAUACCCGUUUGCUGCUUGUUGCUAAUGCAAAAUUAUGAAUUCCUUGUCCA
This is a messenger RNA of Hevea brasiliensis (rubber tree), 1216 nucleotides long. Its product is annotated as rac-like GTP-binding protein ARAC7. The transcript is spliced from 8 exons. Bases 244 to 873 code for a protein of 209 amino acids. Gene Ontology annotation, cellular component: cytoskeleton; cytoplasmic vesicle; cell cortex. Lineage: Eukaryota; Viridiplantae; Streptophyta; Magnoliopsida; Malpighiales; Euphorbiaceae. Gene Ontology annotation, molecular function: protein kinase binding; GTP binding; GTPase activity. Gene Ontology annotation, biological process: small GTPase-mediated signal transduction; actin filament organization; establishment or maintenance of cell polarity. The record is from RefSeq and is a predicted model, not a curated record.